Verticillium dahliae VdLs.17 is the source of this 384-nucleotide messenger RNA. RefSeq lists its product as uncharacterized. The record is from RefSeq and is a predicted model, not a curated record. The transcript is spliced from 4 exons. NCBI's taxonomy places the organism in Eukaryota, Fungi, Ascomycota, Sordariomycetes, Glomerellales, Plectosphaerellaceae. The coding region runs from base 1 to 384 and encodes 127 amino acids.
AUGAAGAGCGCUCCAUCCACCCAUCACUUGAGCGCGCAGAGGAGCGCGCCCUGCCCUUGUCCCCCGGCCCCUGCUGCUCGCCCGGCCCGGGCUGCCUCUGCUCUCCAGGCUGCCUCUGCUCUCCAGGCCCGCCCAGCCCGCAUAGCAGAAGCGGUCGCGGCCGCCGCCACCGCCGCCGCCGAAGCAGUACGGGAAGCAGCAGCAACAGUAGCAGUAGCAGCAGCGACACCACCUCCUGCGCCGCCAGCCCCCGCUCCCGCUCCCGCGCCGGAGCCCGAGGGCGCGCCUGAGCCUGCCCCAGUGCCAGAGCGCCAGCACGCGGAGGGCGCCUGGGCCGUCAUCGGAGUGAUACUCAACUACAUGGGCAUCAAUCGUCGCCAGUAA